AAGUGACGUGCACACCGAAACAGAAGAGGUAGAAAACACACGGACAUGCUGUCUGCGCUUUUACGUUUCUUUAAAUGAUUCAGUGUGUUUCGUUUUUCUUCGCUCUCUCUGAGCGCUGGACACCGUGAGCUGCUCCUCGGACACCCUUCUGUCUGUCUGCCUGUCUGCCUGCCUGUCUGACUGUGGUUCAGGCUGUCCAAGUGUGCCUCAUCUGUAAGGUGGACUGUCUGUGCGUCUGUCUGUCUCUUGUCUCCGCGUUGAGCUCCUUUGGAUCAGGGACUGCUGGACUGAAACAUGCUGCUGCCGUGAUUUCACUUCGAUCCUCCGGUGGCUGCUGGGAAACAAAGCGCCUGUCUGUGCUGCUCAGUCUCUGGUCGUUCAGACGUCUGUCUCUGGGGAAAUGUCAGCUGUCAGCGCAGAUCAGAUCCAAACCGUGGAGCAGAACCGAGCCGGAGCCGAGCCGGAGCAGCAGGAGGCCCGGAUUCUGCAGCCGCAGACCGUCUUCGUCAUCUUGGACUCGGCUGAAACACUCAACCUGGUCCGGGUGGAGUCUGGUAUCGUCGCUGACAUCGAGGUUGACACUUUGGUGCCAUCGGACUGCGACACCUUCUACCAGAUCAAGAGUCAGCCAGUCAGCAUCAGUACAUCAGCAGCAACUUCCUCCUCCUCUUCAUCCUCACUGCCAUCAGCCAUGACAUCCAGGGUUUUGAUGCGUCAGGAUUUGAUGCGUCAGCAGGCUCUGGAGGAGGAGCAAAAGGAGGCGCAGCAGCAGCUGCUGCUCCGCUCCUUGGACUCGUCCUCCCCCAUCUCUGUCUCUGUGUCCUCCUCCUGUCGGCCUCCUGCUCAGGUCCCUGUGGAGGUGCUUAAGGUGCAGACUCACCUGGAGAAUCCCACUAGGUAUCACAUCCAGCAGGCUCAGAGGCAGCAGGUGCGUCAAUAUCUGUCCACCACGCAGACCAAGGCAGCCAAUCAGGAGCCAGCUGGCCACUCCCCCCAGCAGGGCUCCGCCUCCAAACCACAGCCUUCAGACAGCAGCCAGAAGAAGGAGAUGGAAGAGACAGUCAUCGAUGACAUCAUCAGCCUGGAAUCUAGCCUGAAUGACGAGUUUCUGACCCUGAUCGACUCUGGACUGCAGCUUGCCAACACGCUGCCGGUGCCAGGGAACAUGCUGGAUGUGUACGGUGGAGGGAUGGCCACACCCACCGUCACCGUUAGCAACAGCUGCCCAGCUGAGCUGCAGGCCAUCAAGAGAGAGCUGAGUGAUGUGGAGGCCAAAGCUCUGAUUAAAGAGAGGCAGAAGAAAGACAACCACAACCUCAUUGAGAGGAGGAGGAGGUUCAACAUCAACGAUCGCAUCAAAGAACUGGGAGAUCUCAUCCCCAAAUCCUCCGACCCGGAGAUGAGGUGGAACAAAGGAACCAUCCUGAAAGCGUCGGUGGAUUACAUCCGCAAACUGCAGAAGGAACAGCAACGAGUCCGAGAGAUGGAGGAGAGACAGAGGAGGCUGGAGAACACCAACCACUCCCUGCUGCUCCGCAUACAGGAGUUGGAGCUUCAGGCUCGCCUCCACACCCUCUCCUCCGCCUCCUCCUCCUCCUCCUCAGUGGACCCCCAGGCUCUACUCUCCCCACAGCCGUCUCAGUCCUUCCCCUCCUCCGCUUCCCCCUCCUCCACCCUAAUGACCCCCUCCCUCGAUCUGGACGCCCUGAGUUUUGUGGAGCUGGACGAGCCUCGUAAAGCCUCCACCGUCUUCUCUCCGGAUCUGAUACCCGACGUGGGGCUGACGGGGCUCCACGGCCUGGGAGACAUCCUGAUGGAGGAGGGGGCAGAGGGGGUGGUGUCCGACCCCCUGCUGUCCUGCGGAGCCUCAAAGACCAGCAGCAGGAGGAGCAGCUUCAGCAUGGACGAGGACCUCUGAUGGCAUCAGCGCACACACACAGGAUCCCAUUGGCCAGAGCUGGACGCAGUUUUUUUAUUUUCAGUUGAACCAUUUUAAGACAUCAUCAGAAAGACAAACAGGGAAACAGCUCUGUCCUGUGGCAUAACCAUGGUAACCACUGUGUUCAGUUGCAGAUGCUGAUUGGCUGAUAAUGAACAAAGCCACAGCUGAUCUGCUGGCAGAGGUCUGGCUGGUCUGAGCUCCAGUCCUCUGCAGGUGAUCAGUUUGAAGUCUUGAACUGAAAUGAUGAUACUGAUUGAACAAGGGCUGAUUUAUUCUCUCAACUCUCGACUCUCGUCCAAAUCUCCAAUAAAAGCGCGAAAACACAUAAUACGCAAUUCAUCGUACUAGAAUUGUGACUCGCUAAUUGAAAUUAUGAGAUACAAAAUUCAAACUUCUGAAUUACUGCCAUAUAAUCUCUGCAAAGUAUUUUGUUCUCCUUGUGUCUUUUAAUAUUACCACAAGGAUUUUUUCAUUCCAAACUUCCUGUCCGUUGUUUUGUCGCCCUGGUUCGUCCUGGUCCCCUGGCCACAAUAAAGGGGGAGUAUGAAAACUAAAGAUGUUCUUUUAGAGAUUUUACCACCCAAACAAACGACCUGUAGAUGAAGCGUCAGAUUUUUAAACGAGACACACAUAAACCCAACAUAAAUCUUCGGUCUCUGAGCUGGAGACUGAGGAGAUGCUUCAGUGGAUGGACUGAUCAGGUCCUUUAUUCACUCCGUUUUAUCUUUUGUUGCUGGUGUUCUGUUCAUUUUGAGCUACAGAGGAAACAGAAGGGAAACUGAGACUCUUUGCACUCAUUUAAUGGACUGUAACUGUGUUUUCUGAUGUUCGUGUUCUGCUGAUCAUUUUCCAAGUCAUCGGUCAGGUUUUAAACUGGUUUCCUUCCUUCACUUGGCAAAGUUUUCUGUAAGUCAUUCAUUUUAAUGUGGUUAAAAUCUCUCCCUGUUGAAGCUUCAUGGUCAGUCAGUUAUCACUGAAAAUCAGAUCACCGUUAGCUGUAGUCUGGAUUGCUCAGGUUUAUUUACUGUUAGCUGUCAUCUCCAAACCCUACAGCCAGUUAGCAUACUGCUAAGUUAGCUCAGUAUUAGCUAGACAGCAGGUUAGCUAGCAGUAACAUCUGUGAAGCUCGUGGUGAGCUGUGGCUCAUUGUUAACUACACAGUGAUUUGAAAGUAAAAGCAAACUAUUAGCUUUAGCUUUAGUCAGUGAGCUCUUUACAGUUCACAGCUAACUGCUAGCUAGCAAGUUGUUAGUUCUUGUUAGCUCCUAAAGCUCCAUGUCAGUUAUGUGAUGCAGCAGCAGCUGGACUCCAGGUCCAACAUGGCUCAUCAGAAAUGAGGAUCAGAUAAAAACUGUUGGUCUGUAAAGGGAUUUCUGUUUGUCUUUUAUUGAUGCUCUGAUUUGUGUCACGUCUGUCAAGAAACUGUCAAGUUUCAUUUUGACUCAUGUUUGUUUUUGUAGGUUCUUUAUGUUCCAGACUUUUAUAUAGAAAUAAAGCCACAUAAGAAACACA
Scatophagus argus is the source of this 3454-nucleotide messenger RNA. RefSeq names its product transcription factor binding to IGHM enhancer 3a (gene tfe3a). The coding region runs from base 401 to 1918 and encodes 505 amino acids. Gene Ontology annotation, molecular function: protein dimerization activity; RNA polymerase II cis-regulatory region sequence-specific DNA binding; DNA-binding transcription factor activity, RNA polymerase II-specific. The transcript is spliced from 12 exons. NCBI's taxonomy places the organism in Eukaryota, Metazoa, Chordata, Actinopteri, Scatophagidae. Gene Ontology annotation, biological process: regulation of transcription by RNA polymerase II. The record is from RefSeq and is a predicted model, not a curated record. Gene Ontology annotation, cellular component: nucleus.